AUGCGUAGUAUCCCCAUUUCCCCAUUUCCCACUACAUUCGUAGGCGAAUUCGACCCGGUCUACAUAGUCCGCCUUAAAGACCCACCCGUCACCGCAUAUUCCGGCGGAAUUGGCGGCUAUCCGGCCACCGCGCCCGCCGCCACCGCCGCGAACGCGCUCGGCAGGCUGGCGAAAUCGGCGAAGAACGCGGCGAAGCAGCUGUUGAAGCGGACGAAGCUGAACGCGCGCGCGCCGAACGUGAAGGCGUUUGUGAAGUUUCUGAAGAACCAGCAAUUGAAGGUCGCGAAGGACGUUGGCGUUGCCAGAAACAAGCUCAUUCACAGCUACACGCACGUGGAGAACGGGUUCGCGGCGGUGCUCUCGCCGAAGCAGGUCCGAAGUCUGCAGAGCCACCCGGACGUGGCGGCCGUCACGGAGAGCGUGCGCCUGUCGCCCUCCACCACGCACUCCCCGCAGUUCCUGCGCCUUCCGCAGUCGCUCUGGGCCACCGCGGGCGGGGAGACGUCGGCGGGGGAAGACGUGGUGGUGGGCGUAAUCGACUCGGGGAUCUGGCCCGAGCACGCGUCGUUCGUCAACACGGACGUGAACCCGUACGGCGACCCGCCGGCGACGUUCAAGGGCGAGUGCCAGACGACGGCGGACUUCCCCGCGUGCAACGGCAAGGUGGUGGGCGCGCGCUACUUCAACGGCGCGUUUAGCACUCAGGUCAAGGGCAAGAUCGAUUUCUCCACGGACUUCAACUCGCCGCGCGACACGGACGGCCAUGGCACGUGGUGUGCCAGCGCGGCGGCGGGCAACAACGGCGUCCCCGUCGGCGACCUCACGGCGAGCGGCAUGGCGCCGCGCGCGCGCCUCGCGGUGUACAAGAUCUUCUGGACGCACGCGGGCAGCAUGUGGGCCAACUCCGCGGACGUGAACGCCGCCGUGAAUGCCGCCGUGGCGGACGGCGUGGACGUGCUCAGCCUGUCGUUCGGGGGCGUGGAUCCGCGCGCUACCUACUUUGACGACCUGCCGUUCCUCAACGCGCACGCUUCUGAAGGGCCCGUUACAAUCUCUUCCAAGGAACUCAAGGGCUUGACCUUCCUCGAGUCCCCCGACGACCCUGACGAGGCGCCUCUCCUCGCGCCUUUCUCCUCCACCGGACCUCUAGCCGCCCCAGCCGCCAUCCCUGCUCCCGGCCGGCCCACUAACGACAUCCUUAAACCCGACAUCAUCGCUCCUGGCGUUCAGCUAUGGGGCGCCGCGCCCAGUCCCUCACUCACCGACUAUGACAACUAUUUUAAAAGGCUCUCUGGGACAUCCAUGGCUACACCGCAUGUGGCGGGAAUUGUGGCGCUUAUCAUCCAGCAGAAGCCCACGUGGACUCCGGCGCAGAUCAUGUCAGCGAUCAUGACCACGGCGAGCGUGACAAACAACAGGGACGCGCUGAUUCGCACGAUGUCGAGAGCGCACCAGUCGCCACCAAUAGGCGACCGCGUUGCGACCCCGUGGGAGAUUGGCGCGGGGCAUGUGAACCCUACGAAUGUGCUCGACCCUGGGUUGACGUACGACUCGAAUGAGACGGAAUACAGAAAUUUCCUCGCGGGUUUGAACAUGAAUCAGGCGAAGAAGGAGUUUCGCUCGAUGACGGUGAAGGCCAUCCGCGCGUGCAAUCUCAACCGUGCGUCCAUAAGCGUGUCGAAGCUUCAGCGGACGCUGACGGUGACGCGACGGGUUACCAAUGUCGCCAGCGAGACUUCGACCCGUUCAGCCCAUCAAGUAAGCAGCAGGGAUAGGGAGGCCACGCGCAUUCGUCCCGCAUUGCGCCCUCCGAGCCGCUCAGCGCCGCGUUACUCUCCCUUGCGCACACGUUACUCUGCACCAACGCUGCGCACCCUCCGCGCGAAGCUUCCCCGUGCACCGCGAGGCGCAAUGGCGCCGUCGGUCCGGCUGCUGCCGAACGUGGUGGAAAUUCAGGAGACCGUUCACGCGCUCCUGUACCGCUCGUACGGUCUGCGGCUCGAACAUUUCAUCGUAGAGGACGGCCACACGCGCAUGGCCUGCUGGGUCCCCGCCUCGCACGGGAAACCCGCCUACGACGACGGCGACGGCGACUCUGUCGCCUCGCCGGCGACGGCCAGCGAGCGACGGAGUACCAGCCGCAAGCCGCCAUUGCUACUGAUCCACGGAUUCGGCGCGUCGUCGCUGAACCACUGGAUAAAGCAGAUACCCGUGCUGUCGCGGCACUUCGAGUUGUACAUUCCGAGCCUCGUCUUCUUCUUCUCCUCCACCAGCGCCAGCUCGAAGCGCCGCGGGGAGUUCUUCCAGGCGGAAGCCAUGCUGGGGCUCAUGGACGCGCUCGGUAUAGAGCGGUGCCAAGUGGUGGGUCUCAGCUACGGCGGAAUUGUCGCGUACCGUCCACCACCGUUCAAAGUGAUACCACCGGCGCCACUGAAGGCGCCGCCAGCAAUUCGCUGUCCAACUCUCCCUGUCGCUCUCCCGCCCGACUCCCCGCCCGUUUUCCUUUCCCCCCGUCUCUCCCGCUCCCCCCGCCUCCGCCCCGCGCCUCUUCCCCGAUGCAGCAUGGCGACGCUCUCCCCGUCGCGCGUGGCGCGGCUGGCGGUGGCGGGGUCGGGCGUGAUGAUGAACCGCGCGGAGUACGACGCGCUGAUCGCGCGCUGGGGCGUGGAUAGCACCGUUCCGCUCUUCCUCCCGCGCACGCCCGCGGAGCUACUGCGCCUGAUCGGCAUGGCGCACCGCGAGACGCCGUACCUGCCCGAGUGGAUUCUCCAGGACGCUGUUGACGUGAUCUUCUUCCUCAUGCCCUUGUGCUCGCUGUCGUGCUCGCGCGUUCCAUUGCUGCGCUGCCGGUUUGCUGCAUUGCUCUCACGCUGCAAGCUCCGAUGUGAUCUGACUGGUUCAUUGCAUGUGAUCUGGGCCCGUUUCGUUCAUGUGUGGGGUGCAUGGUACAUGGUGCAGCGCUUCUUUGAGAACAGGGAGGAGAAGGCGCAACUGCUGGAGGACCUGCGCGAGCAGAGAGCGCGCGGCAACGCACACUACCCUGAGACGCUGAUCGUGUGGGGAGAGGACGAUGCAGUGUUCCCAAUCUCCAUUGGUUACCGCAUGCACAAGCACUUUGGAUCGUGCAGUCGCCUGGAGGUGUUUGAAAAAGGUUCACAUGCACUACAGGCGGACGACACUGCUCGCUUCAACCACACCAUCCUCACCUUCUUACUGCACGGCAAUUCUUCCACCCACACUCGCUCCUCCUCUCCUCCUUCUGCUGCCGCUGUUAAUGCUGCGCCUGCUGCGUUCCCACCUGGUUUGUUUUCUGCUGGAGUGGUGGCGGUAGCAGCCGGUGCAGCAGCAUUGGCGGCCGGGGCUGUGGCUGCGAUUUCAGCAGCAACGGUGGUGCAAUAG
Molecule: messenger RNA, 3399 nt
Organism: Closterium sp. Yama58-4
Lineage: Eukaryota; Viridiplantae; Streptophyta; Zygnematophyceae; Desmidiales; Closteriaceae
Source: the annotation of a GenBank genome assembly